Messenger RNA from Symbiodinium sp. CCMP2592, 2700 nucleotides. Lineage: Eukaryota; Dinophyceae; Suessiales; Symbiodiniaceae. The record is from the annotation of a GenBank genome assembly.
AUGGCGGUGAAGGCUGCUCUACAAGAUGUCACCUUGUACCUGGAGGCCCAUGGACUUCCGGUUUAUCGUCUACAUGCGGACAAGGGCGAGACCUACAACCACACGAUCCGUUCGUGGCUUCGGGACCAAGGCAUCAGAGCGACAUGGUCAGAACCUGGGGUUCCUCAAGGGAAUGGCCAAGCGGAGACAAGUGUGAGGUGGAUAAAGGAUCGGGCCAGAACGUUGUUGAUGGCGUCAGGUCUUCCGGUUCGUUUGUGGCCGACGGCGGUGGAGGCGGCAACGGCGUGUCAGAGGGCAAGAGUGCUUGGUUGGAAACAGAAAAUGCUAGUCCCCUAUGGUUCCGUGGUGCACGUGAAGCAAAAGGCCUUUGACUCCAGUGGUCCAAGGAGAAGAGAGCGUGCCUUUGAGUCAAAGUGGUUCAGAGGGAUCUACGUGGGACUGAGCAAUAUCCUGGACAAUGGGCACGUGAUCUACGUACCGGGCACCAAAGAUACUAAGGAGAAGUUUGUGCAUACGCUUCAUGCUAGGAAGAAGCUCGUGGACCCAGGACCGCCUGUCGAGGAGGCGGUGGUGGAUGAUCCUAAGCCCAGGAGGAGACUUGCGCAGAAAACACCACUGGAGGAUGUGGAGAUGCGGGCACUCAAGUUGAAGGGUGAUGACCUCGAUGAGUAUAUCAAGACCCGCUCAAGUAUUUUGUUGAGUGACUGGGACCAGGAGCAAGCCACCCGGUUUAUUGAUGAGCUAGCAACGUUCACGGCUAUUCAGGUUGCCCGGAAUAUGGACAAGGGGAUGCACCGUGACUUCAACAACGACGAGCGUGCAGUGAACUACGUGUAUCCAGUCAGGGUGCCGCAUCAUGGAGGUGAUCUGUGGGUUGAGUUGUGCAAGGGUGAUGCAGUGAAAAGGGAAAUAGUGGAGCGUGUAGAUGAUCGCGGAAAGAAGAUCUACGGCCAGAUCUACAGGAUGAGGUCUGGAAUGACUACGGUGUUUUCUCCAAGAAGGACCCAUGAGGUCCUACCGUGGGAAGGUGUACGUACGGUGGUGAUUGGCUACACUCCGCAGUGCUUGGGAAAGCUUGAUCAACAAAUGGUUAACGAGCUGGAGGAUCAUGGUUUCUCGGUCCCAUUGUCUCAGAUGCCAGACUACUUUACCCCGGAAGGAGUGGAGUUGAAGGCCUUGCAACCACCACAAGACGGCGCGGAGGAGGACCAGUUCCGUGAGGCGAACUACGCGGGCUAUGUGGACGAUACCGACCUCGAGGAGUGGGACAUGUUCGUGGAGGCAGACGAUGGUCUGGUGAAGGUGGGAACCAGUGAAGGGAUGCCUACGGAUCAAGAGGAGCUGGCUUUACAAAAGGUGGAAGUUACGUAUACAAAGAAUGUGGAGGAGAUCCUUCGCAACUUGAGCAGCCCUCUUGAAGUGACCUACACAGUGGACCCACGAGAAGUGCAUCAGAAUAUUGAGCUCUGGCGUUCGGCUAUUGAGCGUGAAGUGGCCAGUGUUGCAGUCGCAAUUUGCAAACUUCUUCCGGGAACGCCACAGAGAGCAGAAUGGAUGCACCGACCAGGCGCCCAGAAGCUACCCACCAAACUGGUCUUCACUGUGAAGCCGGGAGCAAACCCGGACCCGUCAGAUCCGAGUACAUGGUUCAAGAGAAAGGCGAGGCUGGUGGUCUGUGGCAACUACGCAUCAGCAGAUGGCUCCGACCUCUACUCCGAGACGGCGCCUUCAGAGUCAGUGAGGAUGGGUUUGGUGUAUUCCAUACGACAAAAAUGGAUGGUAGGACUGAUCGAUGUCGUUGCGGCCUUCCUACGUACACCGUUGAACUAUGAGGAGGGUGCCCCCACCAUCAUUGUUACUCCACCUCGACUGUUGGAGCGGUUGUCUAUGAUUCUUGAAGGUGAACUGUGGGGCCUGGUCCGGGCCCUUUACGGGCUGCGCCAGGCACCGGCCCUUUGGAGCGCCUACCGGGACAAGAGGUUGGAAGCAAUGAAGUUUCCCAUGGGCAUGAGGCUACAUCGAGGACGGACAAUAACGGCAUGGUGGGUCUUAAAGGACGAGAAGAGCAAGAUCCGUGCUCUCAUCAUAAUCUACGUCGACGAUAUCUUGCUCAUGGGCGAGGAGACGGUUGUCCGCGAUAUUGCCACAACAGUUCAGGAGGAGUGGACUACUUCGCCACUUACUAUCCUUCGUCCGGGAGAACCUAUCAGAUUUCUUGGGACGGAGAUGGAAGUGGAUCCUGACCACAUGACUGUGUAUUUGAGUCAGCGCGGCUACGUUGAGGAGGUGGUCAGGGCUUACGGGUUUAGCGAAGAAGAUAAGGCGAAGAUCCCUUUGGCCAAGGACCUCGCAAGCUUCGAGUGGAUCGAAGGGGACUUGGAACCAACUCCAGAUGCAGUGGCGAGUGCUCAGCGAGUGACUGGAGAAGUCAUGUGGAUGGCUCACAAAACCCGAGCAGAUGUAGCUUACAGCUCAAGCUUGAUGACGUCAAUCACCCUGAAGGCUCCGUUCCGGUGUUUAAACAUAGGCUACAAAGUCUUAAAGUACCUGUACGGCACGAGAGACUACAAGUUGGCAAUUCGAGACGAUGGAAGCGGCCUGGUGCUCUACCCGGACGCAGCGUUCGCUCCGAGUAGCGGGAGAUCCCACACUGGAUGGCUGGUGUGUUGGUGCGGAACGCCGAUAUGUUGGAGGAGCUAG